Molecule: messenger RNA, 1790 nt
Organism: Catharus ustulatus (Swainson's thrush)
Lineage: Eukaryota; Metazoa; Chordata; Aves; Passeriformes; Turdidae
Gene: PLVAP
Product: plasmalemma vesicle associated protein
Exons: 6
Coding region: 454-1680 (408 amino acids)
Biological process (GO): positive regulation of cellular extravasation; regulation of vascular permeability
Cellular component (GO): caveola
Source: RefSeq, a predicted model, not a curated record
CAGACAAUUCCAGACAAUUCCAGACAAUCCCAGAGAGGCCGAAAUGGGAUGGAAGGAAUGAAAUCCAUUUUUUUCUUUUUCUUUCCCCCUCUCCCCUCCAGACACAACAAUCCCAGCGGGAUCGAAUUCCCCAGGAAUUCCCACGCCAAGGAUGGGAAUUUUAGUGCAGAACACAAUCCCAGACAACCCCAGGGACACCGAAACGCGAUGGCAAUCACGAAACCCCAUCCCUUUUUCCUCUCCCCUCUCCACGAACAAUCCGAGCGGCAGCAGCAGCCGGGCCCGGAUAACCCCGCGGGUCCCGGGAGCAUCCGGCACGGCAGGAAGGAGCCCAGCAGGAGGAAAUAUUAAAUCCUGCCAUAUAAACACCGCGUCGGGAGCAGCCCCACCCCAACACAACCCCCCUAAAAAGCGAGGUCCAGGCGGGGUGGGGCUGCCAGAAGCGUGGCGAGCAUGGAGAAGAGCAGUUUCGCCAUGGCUAAAUUCGGUUUGGAGCACAAAGAGGCGAUGCCCAAGCGCGACUGCGGGUUUUAUGUCAAAUAUAUUUUCCUUUUCACCUCGCUGAUUCAGUUUUUGAUCAUCCUGGGCUUGGUGCUGUUCAUGGUGUACGGGAACGUGCAGGCGGGCACCGACACUCACCUGAGGCUGCUGGAGGAGCAGGUGCAGAGCCACUACGGCAGGAUUGUCGCCUUGAGUGCCACCAACGCCAACCUGAGCCGUGUCCUCAACGCCACCCUCAAGGACAAGGACAAGCUGCAGGGGAUGGCGCUGAAGGUGCAGAGGGAGUUGGAGAAGUGCAACAGCAGCCAAAAUUCCAACAGUGUCCCCAAGCUGCAGGACCUCGUGUACCACCAGGUGCUGCUGGCGCAGUGCUACGUGCUCAACUCGGCCAUCAACGCCACCUGCCACAGCGACAAACUGGACCUGCAGAACCAGCUAAGCAAGGCCACCUCCUCCAAACAAACCCUGGAGGAGAGCAGCAAGCAGAGCCGAGCCGAGCUGGCCAAAGCCACCCAGGAGAAGGAGAGGUGCCAGCAGGACCUGAAGAGCUCCAGGGACGAGGUUGUGCUGCGCAGGAUGGAGCUGGACCUGGAGAAAGGCAAAUUCAGCUCCCUCCAGAACGACGUGCACAAAAAAUUAUCGACGGUCAAGGAAUUGGCGAAGCAAUAUCAGUGCAAAGGAGCGGAGAGCGAGCUGCAGCAGAUCCAGGGGAGGGUGGAGAAUCUGUUCCGGGAGCAGCAGGAGCGCGAUUCCAAAUUCGUGUUGAAAGGGAGCUGCGAGCUGAGCGUGCGGCACUGCGAGCUGAACUGCUCCCGGGAGAUGCAGGAGCUGGAGAGGAGGAUCCAGGAGGCCGAGAGGAGGGAGAGGGACGGAGCGGAGGAGAGGAGGAGGCUGCAGGGGGACAAGGACAAGGAGGGGAAGGAGCUGGAGGAGAAGAGGAGAGAGGCGGUGGCGCAGGCGGAGAUGCUGAGGGAGAGGCUGGGGGCGUGCCUGGCCAAGGUGCCACACCUGGAGUUCCCGAGCUCGCGGGCUCCGCUCGGCUCCGGCCGCUCCUUCCCCGUCCCCGGCCCCUUGCUGGAGUUCCUGGGGAACCCGAACACGCUGGCCACGCUGGGAAGGAAGAACCUGGAGGACAUCCAGCGGGUGAUGCAGCAGCAGCUGAGGAAUCCCAGUUCCUAACUGGAGAAUCCCCCCGGAAUCGCCGGAGCUGCCCAGGAGGUGCUGCCCUCAGCACGGAUGGCACUGUCCCCUCCCCUCGUCCCCGUGUCCCCAACCCCACCCCCACCGUG